Molecule: messenger RNA, 453 nt
Organism: Adineta ricciae
Lineage: Eukaryota; Metazoa; Rotifera; Eurotatoria; Adinetida; Adinetidae
Source: the annotation of a GenBank genome assembly
AUGUCUAAGGAAUGGAACGAAUCGCUAUUUGGUUGCUUCGAUGAUUGUGGUAUAUGUCUGUGCGGUUGGUGUUGUACACCAUGUUUAUUUGGUCAGAAUGCUGAAAAAAUCGAUGGAAGCAACUGCUGUGUUUGCUGUUGUGGAUAUUGGCUUCUCGGCUCGUGUUUUCUAUGUUGGGUACCGCACAUGAUGAAGCGGCAAACUCUUCGACAAAAGUACAACCUACGCGAAGAGCCAAGCUGCGGUGAUUGUCUUACUACAUGUUGCUGCGGAGCUUGCGCGCUUUGUCAAGAAGCUCGAUUUCUUCAGAAUCACGUUGAAGUUCUACCACCGACUGUUCCAAACCGAAAUACGACCAAACCAGAAGAAAAAGUCGUCGGUGUUACGGUGAUAACAGAACAACAUAGUUACGUCUUGGCAGGUGGAUCACAAGCGGCUUCAUCUCGUAAAUGA